This is a messenger RNA of Ipomoea triloba (trilobed morning glory), 1375 nucleotides long. Its product is annotated as WAT1-related protein At4g08300-like. Lineage: Eukaryota; Viridiplantae; Streptophyta; Magnoliopsida; Solanales; Convolvulaceae. The coding region runs from base 83 to 1204 and encodes 373 amino acids. Gene Ontology annotation, cellular component: plasma membrane. The transcript has 7 exons. The record is from RefSeq and is a predicted model, not a curated record. Gene Ontology annotation, molecular function: transmembrane transporter activity.
CUCAUCUCUCAACACUUCAAGAGGUGCUUAGCUAAGUAGAAGAGAGAACAUCUCUAGCUACACACAUAGAGGGAGAGAGAGAAUGGCAGACCUUUGUGGUUCAUUCACCCUCUUUUUGGCCAAGAUUAAACCCUACUUGGCAAUGCUCUCCCUCCAGUUUGGAUAUGCCGGGAUGUAUAUCGUCACCAUGAUUUGUUUCAAACGUGGGAUGAGCCAUUGGAUCCUUGUUGUUUACCGUCACGCUGUUGCCUUACUUGCAAUUGCUCCUUUUGCUAUUGUUCUUGAGAGGAAAAUAAGGCCGAAGAUGACACUCCGAAUAUUUCUCAAGAUUGUUGCACUCGGUUUUCUAGAGCCUGUGAUUGACCAAAACUUCUACUACGUGGGGUUGAAGAGUACAACCGCAACAUAUGCUUCUGCCUUUGUCAACCUUUUACCGGCAGUUACCUUUAUAAUGGCGGUUAUUUUCAGGCUGGAAAAGAUAAACCUGAAAAAGGUAUCAAGUAUGGCAAAAGUGAUAGGGACGGUAAUAACAUUGGGUGGAGCUAUGGUGAUGACUUUGUACAAGGGCCCCAUCGUUGAUAUCAUUCCCCACCCCCACGGCAGCAGCCACCACGCCGAAGCGGCCGGAGCCGCCGGUGGUCAGAAUUGGGUCAUGGGCACAAUCUGCCUCAUUGCAUGCAUCGUUGGUUGGUCUGGCUUCUUCGUAGUUCAAUCAAAGACAUUGGAAGAGUACCCAGCAGAGCUGUCACUGGCUGCUUGGGUAUGUGUUAUGGGGGUAGUGGAAGGUGGAAUUGUGGCACUCAUUAUGGAGCGUGACAUGAGUUCUUGGGUUAUUGGCUUUGAUUCCAGGCUAUUAGCGGCAGCCUAUUCUGGAGUAGUUUGCUCUGGAAUAGCAUAUUAUGUGCAAAGUGUUGUUAACAAGACCCGAGGCCCAGUGUUUGUGACAGCCUUUAGCCCUUUGAGCAUGGUCAUAACAGCCGUUCUUGCUGCUAUUAUUUUGGCCGAAAAUGUCCACGCUGGAAGUUUGAUUGGGGCAUUCAUCAUAGUGAUUGGACUGUACUCAGUGGUGUGGGGUAAAAGCAAGGAUGAGACAAAUGAGAAAGGGAAAAUGCAAGAAUUACCCAUUGUGAUGGACAGAGAGAGUGUUGAAUCCCCGGCCACAAUCAAAUCUAAGCUCCAGGAGAAGACUCCACAAGAGGCUUAAAAUAUAGAAUUUACUAUAAAAAAAAAUUGUGUGCAAUUUGCAUGUACUCGUGAUGAUAUCCUAAAGUUUUGACUAUUUAUGUUAUGUAUUAAUGUAAUCGCUGGCUAUAUGUUGCUUUAAACUUUCAAAGCAAUGCAUUGAUAAAGUUGGUCCUUAAGUGCUUCAAUUCAA